This is a messenger RNA of Zingiber officinale, 1427 nucleotides long. Its product is annotated as F-box protein SKP2A-like. Gene Ontology annotation, biological process: SCF-dependent proteasomal ubiquitin-dependent protein catabolic process. The transcript is spliced from 5 exons. Bases 223 to 1269 code for a protein of 348 amino acids. Gene Ontology annotation, cellular component: SCF ubiquitin ligase complex. The record is from RefSeq and is a predicted model, not a curated record. NCBI's taxonomy places the organism in Eukaryota, Viridiplantae, Streptophyta, Magnoliopsida, Zingiberales, Zingiberaceae. Gene Ontology annotation, molecular function: protein binding.
CCGCGCCUGCAAUCGCCACGUCGGGUUUUUGAUAUAAAGACAACACCAGCCGGGACGCCGCGCCCCUCCACGGAGAUCGCAACGCCCCUCCCAGUCACAGCCCUCGGUCGAUCCAGCCAACCCUCUCUGACGAGCUCUAUCAAAGCUUUACCGGAUCAGAUCCUCCAUCAGCCGGUGCUGGAGACCUCGAGGCUAGUUGCGGUGUCUGCUUUUGGAAAGAAGAUGGAGACAGAUGCUGCAGUUACGAUGGAUUGGAAGGACCUUCCUGCGGAGCUGCUGCGGAGAAUCCUUUCGCUUGUAGACAGCAAUGGCGCCAUGCAGAUUGAGGUGGUAGCCUCAUGUGUUUGUACUGGUUGGAGAGAUGCCAUCGGACUUACGAGUCUCUCAUUAUCAUGGUGCAACAAAGACAUGAACAUUCUUGUGCAGGCACUUGUGCCCAAGUUCCCACAGCUUCAAGUUUUGACUCUUAGACAAAAUUAUGUUCCACAACUUGAGGACAAUGCUGUUGAGAUAGUUGCUAAAUACUGUCAUGAAUUGCAGGAACUAGACCUUAGCAAAAGCCUAAGGCUGACUGACAGCUCUUUGUAUGCACUAGGCAACGGCUGUCCUUACCUAACAAAACUAAAUAUUAGUGGAUGUUCUGCUUUCGGCCACUCUGCCCUUGCAUAUCUUGCUAGUUGCUGUGUAAAACUGAAAAAGAUGAAUCUCUGUGGAUGUGUUAGAGCUGCAACCGACACAGCUUUGCAGUCCAUAUCGCAUCAUUGCAGCCAAUUACAGUCUUUGAAUUUGGGUUGGUGUGAAAGUGUCACUGAUAAAGGAGUAACCAGUUUAGCAUCUGGAUGCCCUGAUCUAAGGGAUUUGGACUUGUGUGGCUGUGUGCUCAUUACAGAUGAGAGCGUGAUUGCACUAGCGAAUUGUUGCCUGCACCUGAGAUCUCUGGACUUGUAUUACUGCCAGAACAUCACCGACAAAGCUAUGUAUUCUCUGGCAAAUAACAGCAGCAAGAGCCGACUUGGGUAUUGGCAAAGCAGCAGCAGCAGCAGCAAUGAAGAAGGGUUGAUGAACCUCAACAUCAGUCAGUGCACAGCCUUAACAGCUUCUGCAGUUCAAGCUGUGUGUGACUCAUUCCCAUCAUUGCAUACCUGCCUUGAGAGGAAUUCGCUCAUCAUCAGUGGCUGUCUCGGCCUCACUUCUGUGCAUUGUGCCUGUGCUGUUCGUGCUCACCAUGCCGAGGCAACUGUGUUAGCUGAUCACCAUGCUCCUUACUGAACAGGUUGGAAUGUAAUUAGCUAGCCUGGGUAACUUGUUUGUUUCUUGCACUGGGGGUGUAUGUUGGUACUUAGGAAUCUAUGUAUGUUUGAUGCUAUGUAGCUGUGUUAUCUGUUGCAACCAAAUGCACUUGAUAUCUAAAAUAAUUUCCAACCCAA